AGUGUAUGGGAUUGCCUGUUUGUCUGUUUUAACACAACCUUAUUGGCUUGGGCUACUUUCCUGAGGAAAAAAAAUUGCCAGUUUGAGAUGUUUUUGGAGGAGACUGUAGGUCAGGGUGUUUGGCUGGGGCUGAGGGCCAGGGUGCCCAAACAGUGAAGGCUUUUGGUAGACUGAGGACUCCAUCCUCUCCCCCUCUAAGAAACAUUUUCUUUUACUCCAACCUCCACUUCUAAGAAACAUUUUUUUUAACCUCUGUUGAGUGAACUAUUUAGUGCUCUCUGUCCCACUCCCCUUCUACUAGCCACAACAGUGUAUCAUUGUGUCACUGUCAGGUGUAGUGUCCCUAAGGAGGGCUCCAAAUGGAGGAUAGAAGAAGGAGAAGCCCAUGAGGAGGCAGAAGAAGAACCAAGAAGUUGUGGGUCUUGGAUUUGGGAUGUCAGCUGGACCCUGGUGAGGUGUACUUCUGUGGGCUUCCCUAGAAGAAGCUGGGCAUGUGGCCUCAGAUCCUUAAUCAAGCCUGCUUUAGAUUCCUUCAUCCUGCUGCUCCAUUCUUCUUUCUGUUGCACCUUAGGUCUCCAGGAAAGUUAACGGCCAGAGAGCGGAUCAGUCUUUUGUUGGACCCUGGAAGCUUUGUUGAGAGCGACAUGUUUGUGGAACACAGAUGUGCAGAUUUUGGAAUGGCUGCUGAUAAGAAUAAGUUUCCUGGAGACAGUGUGGUCACUGGACGGGGCCGAAUCAAUGGAAGAUUGGUUUAUGUCUUCAGUCAGAAUUUUACAGUGUUUGGAGGGAGUCUGUCUGGAGCACAUGCCCAAAAGAUCUGCAAAAUCAUGGACCAGGCCUUGACAGUGGGAGCGCCAGUGAUUGGACUGAAUGAUUCUGGAGGAGCGCGGAUCCAGGAAGGGGUGGAGUCCUUGGCUGGCUAUGCAGACAUCUUUCUGAGGAACGUCACGGCAUCCGGAGUUAUUCCACAGAUUUCUCUGAUCAUGGGCCCAUGUGCUGGUGGGGCCGUCUACUCCCCGGCUCUAACAGACUUCACUUUCAUGGUAAAGGACACUUCCUACCUGUUCAUCACUGGCCCUGAUGUUGUAAAGUCUGUCACCAAUGAGAAUGUUACCCAGGAGGAGCUUGGUGGUGCCAAGACCCAUACCACCAUGUCAGGCGUGGCCCAUAAAGCUUUUGAAAAUGAUGUUGAUGCCUUGUGCAAUCUACGGGAGUUCUUCAACUACCUGCCCCUUAGCAAUCAGGACCCGGCUCCCAUCUGUGAGUGCCAUGAUCCCAGUGACCGUGUGGUUCCUGAGCUUGACACAAUUGUCCCUUUGGAGUCUACCAAAGCCUAUGACAUGGAGGACAUCAUACACUCUGUUGUUGACGAGCGAGAAUUUUUUGAGAUAAUGCCCAGUUAUGCCAAGAACAUUGUUGUUGGUUUUGCAAGAAUGAACGGAAGGACUGUUGGUAUUGUUGGCAACCAACCGAAGGUGGCCUCAGGAUGCUUGGAUAUUAAUUCAUCUGUGAAAGGGGCUCGUUUUGUCCGGUUCUGUGAUGCAUUCAACAUUCCACUCAUCACUUUCGUUGACGUCCCUGGAUUUCUGCCUGGGACAGCACAGGAGUACGGGGGCAUCAUCCGGCAUGGCGCCAAGCUGCUGUACGCAUUUGCUGAGGCAACUGUUCCCAAGGUCACAGUCAUCACCAGGAAGGCCUAUGGAGGUGCCUAUGACGUCAUGAGCUCCAAGCACCUUCGUGGUGACACCAACUAUGCCUGGCCCACAGCAGAGAUUGCAGUCAUGGGAGCAAAGGGUGCUGUGGAGAUCAUCUUCAAAGGGCAUGAGAAUGUGGAGGCUGCUCAGGCAGAGUAUGUUGAGAAGUUUGCCAACCCUUUUCCUGCAGCAGUGAGAGGGUUUGUUGAUGACAUCAUCCAACCUUCCUCUACUCGUGCCCGAAUCUGCUGUGAUCUGGAUGUCUUGGCCAACAAGAAGGUGCAGCGUCCUUGGAGGAAGCAUGCAAAUAUUCCACUGUAAACAAAUCAAAGGAAAAUGAGCCAAGAACUAAAUUACUUCCUGGCCAUUCACACCCCAUCCCUGCCUUUUACAGUCAUGAACCUGGGAAUCUAAAUAGCAGUAAUAACUUAAAAUGACUAAGUUUAUUAAAUUCUUGAAAGGUC
Molecule: messenger RNA, 2158 nt
Organism: Trichechus manatus latirostris (Florida manatee)
Lineage: Eukaryota; Metazoa; Chordata; Mammalia; Sirenia; Trichechidae
Gene: PCCB
Product: propionyl-CoA carboxylase subunit beta
Exons: 15
Coding region: 492-2015 (507 amino acids)
Cellular component (GO): mitochondrion
Molecular function (GO): propionyl-CoA carboxylase activity
Source: RefSeq, a predicted model, not a curated record